CGCGCCUUCCCGAGAUCUCAUUCCUUGUUCAAUACCCUCAUCUCCUCUUCCCGAAAAACCGCAACAAUGGAAGGCGAAGUCGAUGCCUGGAUCGAGCAGCUCAGCCAAUGCAAACAACUCUCGGAGGCCGAUGUUAAGAAACUCUGCGACAAAACGAGGGAGAUCCUCAUGGAGGAGAGCAAUGUGCAGCCCGUGCGCUGCCCAGUAACCGUCUGCGGAGACAUCCACGGCCAGUUUCACGACCUAUCAGAGCUCUUCCGCAUCGGCGGCAACUCGCCCGACACCAACUACCUCUUCAUGGGCGACUACGUCGACCGCGGCUACUACUCCGUCGAGACCGUCACCCUCCUCGUCGCGCUCAAGCUGCGCUACCGCGACCGCGUCACCAUCCUCCGCGGCAACCACGAGUCCCGCCAGAUCACGCAGGUGUACGGCUUCUACGACGAGUGCCUGCGCAAGUACGGGAACGCGAACGUGUGGCGCUUCUUCACCGAUCUCUUUGAUUUCCUCCCUCUCACCGCCCUCAUCGACCAACAAAUAUUCUGUCUCCACGGUGGGCUGUCACCGUCGAUCGACACGCUUGACCACGUUCGGUCUAUCGACCGCGUGCAAGAAGUGCCCCACGAGGGCCCCAUGUGCGACCUGCUCUGGUCCGACCCAGACGACCGCUGCGGUUGGGGGAUCUCGCCGCGCGGCGCCGGCUACACCUUCGGACAGGAUAUCUCAGAGGCGUUCAACCACAACAACGGUCUGACGUUGGUGGCCCGGGCGCACCAACUUGUCAUGGAGGGCUACAGCUGGGGGCAGGAUAGGAAUGUGGUCACCAUCUUCAGUGCACCGAAUUACUGCUACAGAUGCGGCAACCAGGCCGCAAUCAUGGAGAUCGAUGAGAAGUUGUCGUACAGCUUCUUGCAAUUCGACCCCGCGCCGAGAGCAGGCGAGCCGCUCGUGUCGCGUCGUGUACCCGACUAUUUCCUCGUGAGUGUCUCAGAGCUAAGCGACCCUUCCGCGCCAUGCUAACCCGAAUCCAGUGAUGUUAGAGCCGUGCCCAUAGUGUAAUUCUCAUAGGAAGAUCGAUUGAAGAUAAUCUGUGC
Messenger RNA from Schizophyllum commune H4-8, 1094 nucleotides. RefSeq names its product protein phosphatase 2A. The record is from RefSeq and is a predicted model, not a curated record. Gene Ontology annotation, molecular function: protein serine/threonine phosphatase activity. Gene Ontology annotation, cellular component: cytosol. Gene Ontology annotation, biological process: peptidyl-serine dephosphorylation; mitotic cell cycle. The transcript is spliced from 6 exons. NCBI's taxonomy places the organism in Eukaryota, Fungi, Basidiomycota, Agaricomycetes, Agaricales, Schizophyllaceae. The coding region runs from base 67 to 1020 and encodes 317 amino acids.